GCUCAAUAUUAUUCAACUAGACCCUCUUCACAGACUGCUGCAGAUAACUGCUGAAUUGUGAAGGUCUUCUGUGAGGUUGAUACAGUGAUGAAUUCCAGGAUGGCCAUCCGUGUGAUUGUGUUUCUAACACUUACUGGACUGUGCGUUGCUGAUUCCAAAGGGAAUCUUGCUAUUGGAGCCACAGCUGUCCAGUCUUCCACAGCUGCUCAAGAAGUUGCUCAACAUGCUGUCGAUGGCAGCAGGAAUCCACUUGCCAGUGCUGGGUCAUGCAGUCAUACUAAUGCGGACAGGGACCCCUGGUGGAGAGUUGACUUGUUGGAUGUCUACAGGAUAACCAGGGUUAGCAUCACUAAUCGUGGAGAUUGUUGUGCAGAGAGAAUAAAUGGUGCCCAGAUCCGUAUCGGCAACAGCCUGGAAAAUAAUGGCAACAAUAAUGAUCUGGCUGCGACUGUUGCAUCCAUCCCACUUGGAGACACAAAAUCAUUUGAGUUUCAGCCUGUUACAGGGCGAUAUGUCAACAUUAUUAUACCAGGCCGCAAUGAAUUUCUCACACUGUGUGAAGUCGAGGUGUUUGCAGAAAACUACACACCGUCAUACACUUGUGUUCUAACCCAAAGGAAUCUUGCUAUUGGAGCCAGAGCUGUCCAGUCUUCCACAGCUGCUCAAGAAGUUGCUCAACAUGCUGUCGAUGGGAACAGGAAUCCACUUGCCAGUGCUGGGUCAUGCAGUCAUACUAAAUGGGACAAGGACCCCUGGUGGAGAGUUGACUUGCUGGAUGUCUACAAGAUAACCAGGGUUAGCAUCACUAAUCGUGGAGAUUGUUGUGCAGAGAGAAUAAAUGGUGCUCAGAUCCGUAUCGGCAACAGCCUAGAAAAUAAUGGCAACAAUAAUCAGCUGGCUGCGACUGUUGUGUCCAUCCCACCUGGAGUGUCACAAACAUUUGAGUUUAAGCCUGUUAAUGGGCGAUUUGUCAACAUUAUUAUACCUGGACGCAAUGAAUUUCUCACUCUGUGUGAGGUUGAGGUGUUUGCAGGUGAGUCAAGGAAUCUUGCUCUUGGAGCCAAAGCUGUCCAGUCUUCCACAUAUGAUCAUUUAACAGUUCCUCAAAAUGCUGUCGAUGGCAACAGAAAUUCAGAUUACCAUCAUGGGUCAUGCAGUCAUACUAAUGGGGACAAGGACCCCUGGUGGAGAGUUGACUUGCUGAAUGUCUACAAGAUAACCAGGGUUAGCAUCACUAAUCGUGGAGAUUGUUGUGCAGAGAGAAUAAAUGGUGCUCAGAUCCGUAUCGGCAACAGCCUGCAAAAUAAUGGCAACAGUAAUAAGCUGGCUGCGACUGUUGUGUCCAUCCCACUUGGACAGACAAAAACAUUUGAGUUUAAUCCUAUUAAGGGGCGAUAUGUCAACAUUUUCAUACCUGGGCGCAAUGAAUAUCUCACACUGUGUGAAGUCGAGGUGUUUGCAGAAAAGGAUACACCAUUGCACAUUUGUGUUCCAAGAAAUCUUGCUUUUGGAGGAACAGCUGUCCAGUCUUCCACAUAUGAUCAUUUAACUGCUGCUCACAAAGCUGUUGAUGGCAACAGAAAUUCAAUUUACACUAGUGGAUCAUGCAGUCAUACUAAAGCGGACUGGGACCCCUGGUGGAGAGUUGACUUGCUGAAUGUCUACAGGAUAACCAGGGUUAGCAUCACUAAUCGUGGAGAUUGUUGUGCAGAGAGAAUAAAUGGUGCUCAGAUCCGUAUCGGCAACAGCCUGGCAAAUAAUGGCAACAAUAAUCAGCUGGCUGCAACUGUUGGGCCCAUCUCACUUGGAGAGACACGAACAUUUAAGUUUCAUCCUAUUAAGGGACGAUAUGUCAACAUUUUUAUACCUGGUCGCAAUGAAUAUCUCACACUGUGUGAGGUUGAGGUGUUUUCAGGUGUGUGAUAAAAGAAGAGAGACAUGAUUAAGUGGAAUGAGAUGAUGUUACACCACAGUCCACUGAUCCUAUAAGCAAAAUACCAAACUACUGUUUUCUGAGCAAUACUAAUAUUGCACCUUUUUCAUUGUUUUCAUUUUACCUGUGCACCUUUUAUUCUUGAGAUAAAAGAUAAGUUUCAGUGCACAUUCAGUAAAGGAAUGAAAUGAUUCUUAAAAUGUACCUAUCUUUUACCCAUCUUUGUUUAUCUUUGCUUUCUACAUGAAUAAAUUACAUCAGCAUUGCA
Messenger RNA from Megalobrama amblycephala (Wuchang bream), 2201 nucleotides. RefSeq lists its product as uncharacterized. The record is from RefSeq and is a predicted model, not a curated record. The transcript has 15 exons. Lineage: Eukaryota; Metazoa; Chordata; Actinopteri; Cypriniformes; Xenocyprididae. The coding region runs from base 88 to 1923 and encodes 611 amino acids.